UUUUUUUUUUUUUUGGGGGGGUAAAUUAAUUUGAUAGGUUUAUGUAUAUUUUAUCCAUAUUUUAAUCAUUAUUUUAUAUUUUUAAUAAAAAAAAAAAAAAUGUAAUUUAACAGGGCAGGUGUCUAGUCUGUGCCUUUGGUAGUUAUUCCCCUUAAAUCGUAUGGUAUGGUACUCAAUAUUCGUGCCUCAUGUCUUUUCGUGCCCAAACAGGAAAUGAUGAAAUCUCGCGUGCUCACGCGCUGCGCGUGAUUUGCAGCUGUCAAAAAUAAAGGGUAAAUACUAAUCUAUUUUAAGCAGCAGUUACAAAAAGAAUGCGACACAAAAAGUUAAAUCAAAGAGAAGGUAGAAAAUACCGAUCGUACAGUACCAAUACCCUCACAGAAGCUUACUUUGCAGUAAAAGAUGGCAAAAUUACAGUUAAAGGGGCAUCUAGACAAUUUGGUAUUCCUGAGCAAACACUCAGAGAUCGUGCGCUUGGAAAAAUUGACAUUGACUGUGUUAGUUCAGGUUGUUUGCCAGUACUUACCUUGGAUGAAGAGACCAAGAUUGUGGAACAUUUGAAGAGGAUGGCAUCGUAUGGGUACGGUUACACCAGGCAGGAGGUGAUUGAUAUAGCCACAGACUAUGCUGUCAAACUGGGAAAAAGAAUUUCUGAGAAACCUUUUACAUUAGGUUGGCUCUAUCUCUUCAUCCGUAGAUGGCCUGAACUGCGACUUAUCAAACCACGUGCCCUUGAACAGUUUAGAGCAAAGUGUACCUCGUCUACAGUUGUCUGUUCAUACUUUGAUGAGCUUGAAAAUAUCAUCACUAAGUACAGUCUUUACGAUAAGCCACACCUGAUCUUCAAUGUCGACGAAAAAGGUAUCACCCAGAACCACAGUCCCCCACGUGUUGUUGCUGGAAGGGACCAACAUCCCCAGGCUGUUACCUCAGGAAAGUCACUGACAACAACCAUUAUUGGAUGUGGAAGUGCUAGUGGUAUAGCAAUACCACCAUUCUUCGUUUUUGCCGGAAAGAGGAAGAUGCCAGAACUGAUGCAUGGAGCGUCUCCAGGUGCAGAUUGCGAAAUGUCAGAUACAGGAUGGUCAAAUUCUGACAUCUUCCGACAUUACCUGCAAGAUCAUUUUAUAAAGUUUAUACCCCAAAGACAGCCAGAUCAGCACUUACUUCUUCUACUCGAUGGUCACAAAUCACACGUGUCUUUAGAUUUGGUGGAGUGGGCAAAAGAAAAGAAAAUAAUCCUGUUUAUUUUGCCUGCACAUACAUCCCAUAUUUUACAACCCUUGGAUGUUGCAUGCUACGGUCCUUUACAAAAAUUCUACAGUUAUGAGUGUCACAAAAUAAUGAGGCAAACAUCGACAGGUAUAACUCGAUACAAUAUCUGCGAGUUGUCCUGUAAGGUUUACUCCCGAGCCUUGUCAGCCGAGAACCUUCAUGCUGCAUUCCGUAAGACUGGAAUCUUUCCUUUAUGCAGAAACGUGAUCAGCAAUGAAAGUGUAAUGCCAGCUGAAAUUUAUCACAAUGGUCAAGACAAUGCCGAAGCCAACGAUAUUCAAACAGAGAUACCAGAUGGCCUGGACAAUCAAACUGUUCCUACUGAAAAUAUUUGCACCACAACAAACAAGGAAACAGAAGUUUGUCUUUCUGAGUCACCAAGUGCAUUUUUAUGCCCAAAAUUUGCUAAUCUAAGAAACACAAAGCAGCUAGAUAACAACAAAAAGCCACGGAGAUCUCUCAGUAAAGUCGUAUCAGGUCGACCUAUAACGGAAAGCCAUAUUACUCAGAAAGUUGACGACUACAUGCAUGCCAGUGGAACAACCAAACCUACUAUCAAAAACAGUAGGAACUCCAAGAACAAGUCAGGGAAAACUGCAAAGAAACAAAAAAGAUUUGAAAACUGCAAAAAUACAAGCUCUCCUCAACCUGGACCGUCAACUUACAACAAUCCUGACUCGUAUUCACCUUCAUCAGACAACAGCGAUAUCGAUAUCGAAGAGAGUGAAAAAUGCUGUGUUUGUCACAUGUUUACACCCACGCAAGAGAUACAGAAGGUAUGGGCUUCGUUCAGAUAG
This is a messenger RNA of Gigantopelta aegis, 2072 nucleotides long. RefSeq lists its product as uncharacterized. Lineage: Eukaryota; Metazoa; Mollusca; Gastropoda; Neomphalida; Peltospiridae. The coding region runs from base 312 to 2072 and encodes 586 amino acids. Gene Ontology annotation, molecular function: DNA binding. Gene Ontology annotation, cellular component: nucleus. The transcript has 3 exons. The record is from RefSeq and is a predicted model, not a curated record.